AUGGCGGCAGGCUGUGAGGGAAGCAGUGAACUUAAUGCCAACAAAAUUGAAUCCACUCAUAAUGAAGUGAGGAAGAUUGUGCACAGAGAUAUCGAACGAGAACCAAGGAAACAAAUGGUCUCCCUUCUUUCCAACCUUCCAUCUUUGCUUCCUCUUCAACUUGUAGAGGGUAGGCGUACAAGAGCUGAUAUUGUGGAUGAGGCUGUGAAUUAUAUUGAACACUUGAGAGGAAAGAUCAGCGAGCUUCAUGUGAAAAGAGAUGCUGUGAAAAGAGAUGCAAUAAAGGGGCUGCAUUUGGCCGAUGAAAGUUCGGAUCUUUGUCCCUCAAGUUGCAUUGUGAUUAAGCCAUAUUCGUGUGGGUUGGAGAUUGUGAUAAGCAUCUUUAGAGAGCAAAAUUUGGAGCUUUCAGAAGUGAUGAAGGUUUUACUUGAAGAAAGUAUUGAAAUUACGAGUUGUGCUUCCACCAAAGUGAAGGAAAGGAUGCUGCACACCAUUCAAACAAAGGUAGAUGAUCCAACGAGGAUUGAUGUACAUGAACUGCAACAAAAACUGUAUCAAGUUUGCACUUUUGUGUCAUUUGGUGCUUAA
Cucurbita pepo subsp. pepo (vegetable marrow) is the source of this 588-nucleotide messenger RNA. Lineage: Eukaryota; Viridiplantae; Streptophyta; Magnoliopsida; Cucurbitales; Cucurbitaceae. The record is from RefSeq and is a predicted model, not a curated record.